AGCUACGUAUGUACUAAAGGUCAUACUGUUAAUGUUAUAACAGACAUUUAAAACUGCUGCCUAACGCUUUAGUUGUCCAAUAUUUAAAGUUGCUCAAGUUUAAUUAACCCGUUGCCUAGCAACGAUUAGUUUUAAGUGAAAAACAGGCAAAAUAUUACAGAAUAGAUCGGCAUUCAUAAAAACAGUCGGCGUUAAAGGAGGUACCUGAAACAAUGGCAGACACAGAGCAAGUUCUGGAAAUGUGUGAAUUCAAACACUACCUGCCACAGAUAUACAAGACCUUAUUGAGUGCUUCAUGUCUGUCAUGUCCGAAUGACCCAAUACAGUUUCUGAAAAAUACUCUAAUGGCCUUUCAAGGACACGAGAAUCUUCAAGCUGUCAACUGGUACAAGUUUGUUGAUGAUGCAGAACAGCGCUGUGCAAAAGCAUCUCUGACUCACAAGAUUAUGGACUAUAACUUUGCUGACCCAGAAGAAAACAUGGAGUCCUUUCAUCUGGUUGAGAAGGCUCUCUCCUGUUACAGAAAGAAUUUAACAACCACAUGCUUCAGGAAGUGGAAGAGGUUUAUCAUGCAGAGCAGGAGGGAUAACAUAGAGCUGACUCUGAAGAUGGACAUGACGGAGAAGUAUCUUGAGAAGAAAUGCCAAAGCAUCAUACUCACCAGAUGGUUUAACUGGCUAAAAUUACACAAGAAGAAAAAGGCUGCUGCCAUUGACAAGCUCGAGAUACUUGUAAACAAUGGCUGCCUCAAGCGCAUCAUAGCCGCUUGGCAUAUUGUUACAAAGGACUCAAGGAGGACAAAAGAAUACUUUAAGAGAUUGGACAUGAGUUUUGCUGAAACUGGCAUUAAGGAUCUCCAGAUCACAGAGGAAUAUAGUGGACUCUUAGUGCUCCCCAGCAGCCUUUUACUGAAGAUUUUUCAGUAUUUAGGACUAAGAGACCGACUGAACUGCGCUGAAGUAUGUUGUAUGUGGAAAUCUAUCAUCCAGUCAGGCAUGCUGUGGAGCCAGAUCAACUUCUCAUCGGGGAAAGAUUGGAUAACAGACAGCACAACGAGGCAAAUUCUGCAGAAUUACCGUCCAUUUGUGAUCCAUCUCAACCUGCGUUGCUGCACAUCUUUAAAAUGGCCCAGCCUAAAGUUUAUCAGUGAGUGCAAAAAUCUGCAGGAGCUCAACAUGUCAGAGUGUUUCAAUGUUACAGAUGCAGUGGUUCAGAGGAUAGUUGACGGCUGUCCCUCCUUGCUCUACCUGAAUAUUUCAUGCACUUUCAUAACAAACAAAACUCUCGAAGAGCUGUCCAGAAACUGCCUCAGUCUUCAGUACCUGAGUCUGGCAUACUGCUGCAGAAUCACAGAUAAAGGCUUUCUAUACCUGAAAACAGGAAAGGGGUGCCACAAUCUCAUCCACCUCAAUCUGUCCGGCUGUACUCAGAUGACAGUAAAUGCUUUUAGAUACAUUUCUGAUGGAUGCCCAUCACUCAAAGAAGUUGUGAUCAAUGACAUGCCAACUCUGUCAGAUAGUUGUCUCUUGGCUCUGCUUGCCAGAUGUCGCUACCUUUCCUCCAUUUCUCUGUUGGAUGCUUCUCAUCUUUCCGACAUUGCUCUUAAAGCCAUUGCUGAAGCAGCCAAACUAAAGACUUUCAGCAUAGAGGGCAACAACCAACUGACUGAUAUCAGCUGGAAAGCCCUGUGCAGCAGCUCGCAGGACCUCUGCAGACUUCACGCUGCAGAAUGCCCAAGAAUGACCGAUAACAGCUUGAGAUCUGUGGCCACCCUCAAAAAUCUGCAAUACCUGAACAUCUCGCUUUGCAGCAGGGUGAGUGAUGUUGGGAUUCAGUACUUGACCGAAGGUUCCUCAGCCGAUAAACUGCAAGAACUGAAUCUCAGUCAGUGCAGUCGCAUAACUGACAUGUCCGUCAUGAAGAUUGCACAGAGGCUGAGUCAACUCUACCAUCUCAGUUUGAGUUACUGUGGGAAGCUGACUGACUUGGCUCUGGAGUGGUUGAGUGGUAGCUCAAUCCGCUCCCUUGACAUCACAGGUUGCUGCAUUCAGGACCAGGGACUGGCUAUGCUCGAGACAAUUCCCUUGAAGAAGAUAGUACUUGCUGAGUGUGUAUAUAUCACAGACAUUGGCAUAGAGAAACUGUGCAAGAAUGUAAGAGACCUGGAACAUGUUGAUGUUUCUCGCUGUGUAGCUCUGUCUGAUGCAGCUGUCAGAGCCUUUUCAUUCUACUGCACAGGCCUGGUCACGCUGCGGAUGUCAGGGUGCCCCAAGAUGACAGACAUGGCAGUGCAGUAUCUGACAACUGGAUCCCAGUACCUGCAAGAGCUUGACGUGAGUGGCUGUGCUCUUCUCACAGAUCGCACACUACAACAUUUGGAAAGAAUUUGUCCUCCACUUAUCUCCAUCAGGAUGAACUGCUGCAGCGGCAUUUCCAGGGCAGCUGCCUUAAAGUUGCAGCCGUGUGUCUCGUACUGGGAGUACAGCAGCGAUGACCCUUCAUGAUGGUUUGUUGGACUUGUGGUUGUGGUUGGACUUCAGUUACAAGAUCAAUCAAGACUAUUGAUACUUGGAAAGAAGUUGAGAAGCACUCAAUGAUGACACAUGUAGCAAAUACAUAUAAACAGAUCUAAAUAACUCAAGUUUUAAAAGUACCCCUCAUAUUGUGCACCCUGUUUUUGGUAGUAGUAGUUGCAAUAAAACAGUUGUUUUUGGAUCAUUACUCACUUUGUCGAGCACACCUUCAGCAUAAUCCAUAUAGUAACAGUGAAUCUGUAGUUUAAGUAUCAGAUUUCAGUUCUUUCUCUUUCUCUCUCCCUCUUUUUUGUACUGGUAGAGAAUAGAGGUCCACACUCCCAUCUGUUAGAUUGCUUUACUGACACACUGCUGUACAUGCCUGAGAGUAUAGCUGACUUCACUGUAAUGGUGUAAAAACUCAUUCAGACCAAGAUUUCAGUCUUUUAUGUUACAGUUUCUUUAGUGGUCAGUUGUAAGACUAUUUUUUUUAAGAUUUACAACCACAUGUUGCAGUAUUACAAUAUGUGAAGGCACCCUAGAUGCUGAAUGAUAAAAACAUAUAUACUUCUCCCAAAAACUUAGGGACAUUUGUUUUUUUUGUAUAUCAGAAUGAACCUAAACUGCACUGUAAACUUCACAGGUCAACUUAAUUUGACUUUCUCUAAACCUUUGAAUGCACACGUACAAUUGUG
Melanotaenia boesemani (Boeseman's rainbowfish) is the source of this 3208-nucleotide messenger RNA. RefSeq names its product F-box and leucine-rich repeat protein 13 (gene fbxl13). Gene Ontology annotation, cellular component: SCF ubiquitin ligase complex. The transcript is spliced from 21 exons. NCBI's taxonomy places the organism in Eukaryota, Metazoa, Chordata, Actinopteri, Atheriniformes, Melanotaeniidae. Gene Ontology annotation, molecular function: protein binding. Bases 213 to 2504 code for a protein of 763 amino acids. The record is from RefSeq and is a predicted model, not a curated record. Gene Ontology annotation, biological process: SCF-dependent proteasomal ubiquitin-dependent protein catabolic process.